AUGAAGACUAGUGCAAAAUUCAUAGUCCUUCACCCUCCAAUCCACAAACACGGCGGCGGUAGCGGUGGUGCGUUAGUAGUAGCUCUAUCUCACCGCACAUGGCUUCUGGUUUUCAUGCUCUUUUUCGCCUUCACUUUUGGUUUCACUUUCAUCACCACCAGGGACGCUGCAAGAACUUCAAGACACAAUGGUAGCGCGACUGCCACCGAAGCUACGUUACCUAGGCCAGUCUUUGACGCGCUUCUCCACUAUGCGUCUAUAAAUGACACAGCCUCCGGUCGGAUGUCAUCUGCUGAGCUGAAGAGUAUCGCCGCCGUGCUCCGCCGCUGUGCCGCCCCCUGUAAUUUCCUUGUUUUCGGUAUCACCCACGAGACCCUCCUCUGGAACUCCCUCAACUACAACGGCCGUACAGUUUUCGUGGACGAAAGCUCUUAUUUAGUCUCCAAGCUUGAAGAAAAGCACCCCAGAAUCGAAGCUUACGAUGUGCAAUUCACCACCAAAGUUAGCGAAUUGUACCCUUUGAUGGCGCAUUACAAAUUGCAGGUGAAAAACGAAUGCAGGCCGGUGCAGAAUCUCUUGUUUUCAGACUGUAAAUUGGCAAUAAACGAUUUGCCAAACCACAUGUACGACGUCCCAUGGGACAUAAUUCUGAUAGACGGGCCGCGCGGCUACUUUGCGGCUGCGCCGGGGAGGAUGACGGCUUUAUUUACCGCCGGAGAAGAUCGUUCCUCAUUUUCUCCGCCGGUGGACAAAACCCAUGUGUUUGUUCAUGAAAUUGAUAGAGAAGUAGAGAAACUGUGCAGUGAUGAGUUUUUGUGCAGAGACAAUCUGGUGGAGACUAACGAGAAUUUGGGGCAUUUUGUGGUAAGCAAAAUGACGGCAGCGCGUGGUUUCGAGUUUUGUCCACCUCCGAUUCGUCUUUCUCACCGGAAUUAA
This is a messenger RNA of Fraxinus pennsylvanica, 936 nucleotides long. The record is from the annotation of a GenBank genome assembly. Lineage: Eukaryota; Viridiplantae; Streptophyta; Magnoliopsida; Lamiales; Oleaceae.